Messenger RNA from Dimorphilus gyrociliatus, 1199 nucleotides. The record is from the annotation of a GenBank genome assembly. NCBI's taxonomy places the organism in Eukaryota, Metazoa, Annelida, Polychaeta, Dinophilidae.
CAAAUGUUAAUUUUCAAUGUCAAAUAUUUAGUGAAAUUUCUUUUCCAUUAAUUGAAAGUGAAAAUUCUUCAUUAAUUAUUCGAAAAGACAAACAACUAGGUGUUUGCGGCUCUAAUUCUAGUAUAGUACCACCAAUGGAAGAAUGCUAUUCAUAUUUAUGGAUUGAAAGUGGUUGCUUUACAGAAGAAUUUAGGCCUACUGAACUGGAAGAAUCGAUGACUAUUUCUCAGUUUAGCAUUUACGCUAAAGAUGUUUUUAAAUUAUCUAUGAAAAAACACCAAAUAAAUUCAAAUACGAAGAAUUAUAGAUUAAUCUGCUACAAGAAUCUUUAUGAUAGAACGAACAUAGCUUUUAAUAGAAAAGUUACGUAUUCUGGAAAAUUGGAUAGUCCAUUACUAGAUCCAAUCCACAUUGUGGAUGGUUUAUAUCACAACGACAUUUCUUUAGGAUCUUGUUCAAUAUUGACAAUGUUUAAUUCAACUAAACCAAAACUAUCAAUUGAAUUGAGUGAAUAUCACGAAGAGAUAAAAAUUGUUUUGUGGCCGACAAACGAAGAAAUAAAUCAAACAUUUAUUGUUUAUAUAUCCGAACCGAAUAAUUUAUGCUCCAAUAACGUCGAAUUAGAAAUGAAUUCAACAGCCAAAGUCUUUUGUAGUAAUUUAAAAGAAAACGGAAGUGAAAUAAUAAUUGAAGUAAAAUUUAACGAUAACCUUCACCUUUGCGAAGUGGAAAUAUUUUCAGUAAAUUUAGCUUUUAAAAAACCAGUUUUAUCCAAAUUAGCAAAAAAGAAUCUAUAUAAUUUAACAAAUGGCCUAAUUAGUAAUUACGUAUUAUUUCACCUUGGAAUUGAUUAUUGGCUAGCAAUUAAUCUUUUAGCUUACUUUAAAGUUUUUGGUUUAGACGUUAAACCCAGUUUAACUUUUUUAAAUUCAUUUAAAAAUUUUUACAUUGAAUUAACCAAUGAAAAUCCUGCUUUGGCCUAUGACGUAAUCAAUUAUCAAUUUUGCGGAAGAAAGAAUAAUAGUCUAUUAACUACUGAUGAAUAUUAUACAAUUUUAUGCUCUAAAGGUGGUGUAGAAGGUCAAUUUGUCGUCUUUCGUAGUAAUCGUAGUAAUUACGCAAGUAUUACAUUUAAAGAAAUUGAAAUAUUUGGAUAUUUUUUAAGAUUUCCCUAUCAACAAAUACGAAUAUCCUCUUAA